AAUCAGGAAGAGAACGCAACCUCAAAUGAAUGUUUAGACUCGAGGAUGCAGUGGUAUGCCCGUCAAGUGGCAAACAAUCCAUGCUCUGUAAUUCUGUUUGUGUUAGCGGUUGCCCUUGGCUGUGCAAUCCUCUGCAUUACUUUGAAUGACUUGCCAAACUUCAAAGAACCUUUGCUGGGAUUUGAACCUCGAGGAACUUUAUUGUCACAGAGGGCAACAGCGUGGCAAAAUCUCCUCAAGAGCACCAGCUGGAACGGUCCUCUCACCUUCUAUCCCGGCAGUAUCGUAACAGACAUCACCAACGAAACAUUAGAAGCUGCUCAGUGGCAGAAACUAUCUAAGAGCGGGAAAAAUGUCACAAAUAACUCGAACGAAAUUGAAGAACCUGUGGGCCCGUGGCUCCAAUUGGAAACAGAAGAGAGGGAUUUUGGUCAUCUGGAUGAGGAUGAUGAAGACAGCUCUGGCCGCAUUGUAUUUGAAAGACCAUCUCAUCAUUCUAAACCAAACAAGAUAUUCAUCGUUGAAAGAAAGAACUUUUUUUGUAAUAAUCCUUCACGUGAUUAUGCCCAUGUUAUAAUACAAUCUGUAUCAGGAGACAAUUUAUUCACGGUGGAAGGCCUCAGAGGUGUCUGUGAUAUUGAUGAGAACAAACUCAGAAAAUCAAAACAAUUUCCUGCACUAUGCGAACAGGAACAGACCACUUGGAGAACAUGCUGCAAAAGCUGGUCCAUUUCCAACUAUGUCAUACUCUUGAGGAACCUUUCCUCUUGCCACGAGAUCAAAGAAUCGGACGUAACGGCCGUUUUGGAUCUGUUGAAAUUGUGUGCACAGUUUUAUCAUGACAUGAAGCUCACACAUGACUGCAGUGUGGACCCGGUCCUUUGCCGCGACAUUCCCAAGCAGUGCAUAGAGUAUGACGCCGUGUACAAUAUCUUGCACUUCUUGACCGAUGUCAAUUUCUUCAACACAAAAUCUCCAAAUCUCAAUGUUCCUAAACUGACAUACACUACUGUGUUUCUCCCUACUGCUCAAAGUUCUGAGGCCUUAAGUUAUUACAGAGAUUUAGAAAAUAUGAAACUGUGCAAUGAUGUUGUGGAAGUUGUUGGGAUGGAGUUGGGGUUGAAGUAUAAAUUAUUUUCUGACUGCUUGUUGCAUGACACCAUAUACAUCGGCAUGGCCGGAGUUCUCAUCUUUUUAUUUUUGUGGAUGUAUUCCUCAUCCUUUUUUGUGACGUUCAUGACUGUUUGCAGUGUUGUGUUCAGUGUUGGGACUGCAUAUUUCAUGUACAGCACUGUCUAUCAGAUCACUUUCUUCCCAUUCAUGAAUUUGCUCACUAUCGUGAUUAUCAUUGGUAUUGGUGCAGAUGAUGCUUGUAUAUAUUGUAAAAUAUGGGCUUGUGCAAAAGCAGAAAAGAAUAACGGAACGCUAGUAAAACUGGUUCGUGAUACUCUUCAUCAUGCCUGUAUGUCUAUGUUUGUUACAAGUAUUACUACAGCUGUGGCGUUUUUUGGCAGCAUUGUUAGCAAUAUUACUGCUGUUCGUUGUUUUAGCAUUUUUGCUGGAACUGCUGUCUUGGCCAAUUUCAUUUUCACUGUUUCAUGGCUUCCAGCAUCAGUCAUCAUGGCAGAAAAAUGGUGCUCUUCAACUUGUUGUCUCUGCAUACCGCCACUUGGAUUAUACUUACCGCAGUUCCAGCAUAUAUGGUGGUGUAGCUCAUUAUGCAACGCCAUUUGGAAAUUACAUUAUAGUUUCACCGAUUCCUCUCGGGUAUUCUUUGAAAAAAUAUUGCCUUGCAUAAUUGUGAAAUCACGGUAUUUUUGGCUCGUAAUCUUCACUGCUGUAGCUGCUGGAGCUGCCGUGAUUGUUUUCUACUACCCCAAGCUCCAACUUCCAAGUUCAAAAGAGUUCCAGAUAUUCAGUGCGGAACAUCCCUUUGAAAAAUAUGAUCUCUUUUUGAAAAAAUACUUUUGGUUUGAGAAAGCUAAAGAACAAGAUUCAUACAGAAAAAUGCCAGUGCGUAUUGUUUGGGGUGUACUACCUGUUGAUAAUGGAAAUUAUUUGGAUCCUUAUGACAGAGGGGACAUUGCAUUUGAUCCAGACUUUGAUUUGGCGUCUCCAGAAUCACAGCAAUGGCUUUAUAACUUCUGCAUACAGCUUCGAAACCAGAGUUUCUAUCAAUCAAUGCAUGGGCCCUUGAUGUUCAAUUGCUUUAUCGAAACAUUUCGAACUUGGAUGGAAAGACGUUGCGUUGAUGGAAUCUCAGACAUGGAUAGAACACCAUGCUGCGAAACUUCUAAAUUUCCAUUCAGUGAAAAAAUAUUUAACUACUGUAUUAAGGAAGCUAUUGUCAUCUUACAUCAUGCCCCAGGAUAUUUUGUUAUACCCUCUGUAGAAGGUUUACGGUUUUCAAAAUCAACUGGAAAAGUUCAAGCAGCAGUUAUUCAGUAUGACAGCUCUUAUUCAUACACAAGUUCAUACCAUGAAAUGUAUGAAUUUAAAACUGCUGUUGAUGAAUGGGUUACAUCAAAACUGGAAGAAGCUCCUGUUGGGCUUAGAAAUGGGUGGUUUAUCAGCGACCUUGAUUUUUUUGAUUUGCAGGACAGCUUGUCUAAAGGAACUAUUGUAGCUAUCGGUGUGGCUAUUGCUGUAUCUUUUGGUGCCCUCUUGCUGACUACGCUCAAUUUACUGAUCAGCCUGUUUGCCAUUCUCACAAUUUCAUGCAUAAUAAUAGUAACUGUUGCAUCAUUAGUUUUAAUGGGAUGGAAAUUAAAUAUUUUGGAAAGUACUACUGUAUCUAUUGCUAUUGGCUUGGCUGUGGAUUUUACUCUUCAUUACGGAGUGGCGUACAGACUUUCAGCUCAAGAAGACAGAGAAUCGUCCGUCAUUUUCUCCCUAAGCCGGGUAGGGAGCCCCGUUGCCAUGGCAGCAUUCACCACAUUCAUGGCUGGAGCCCUCAUCUUCCCUUCGGUCAUAUUAGCUUAUGUGCAAAUAGGAAGAUUUCUAGUAAUAUUAGUGACAGUAAGCUGGUUGUAUUCUACGUUCUUCUUUAUGUCAUUACUCAGUGUGGCCGGUCCUCAGAAUGGCCAACUGCAACUGAAUUUUCCAUCCUUCAACUGCUGUGAAACAACAUCUGUGCCGGUAGAAAAGAACCCAUAUGCACUGUCCGAGUCGACAUUAUCAUCAAGUAGUGCGAGCUAUCCAAAUCAAAUUCCGACCAGCGAAAGCCAUGAGCUUGAGCCACUGACUACGCUAAAAGCUGGCCGAAUGGAUGUGCCAAAGUUUGUGAAAAAGAAACAUGGCCACAGAUUCAGGCAAAGGUCUGGAAGUUUGUCUUCUGCCUCCACAAGGACCAGAGAUCCUACGUUGCCCUCUAAGCUAAACAGAACUCCUAGGAAAAUCAGUUUGCCUACUGUCAAUGUGACUUUCCAUGGUGAAUCUGGUGCUGAAUUAUCCAUGGGAGCUGCAAGUUCAUCUACCAUUAUCUGUGCUGAAGAAGAAAAAGAUUCUGCGGUACAACCAUUUUCGAAAGACGACGUGCCGGAACUGUGGACUCCGAAAGAAAUAAGUGUGUGAUUGACGUGUUGUAAAUUCUAGUACUUGGUGCUUAAAGGCUUAAUUUUUACAUUUUACUGAAAAUCAUUUUUGCUAAACUUUACAUUUGAAGUCAUGUAUUU
Uloborus diversus is the source of this 3674-nucleotide messenger RNA. RefSeq names its product protein dispatched homolog 1-like. Bases 46 to 3573 code for a protein of 1175 amino acids. Gene Ontology annotation, cellular component: membrane. The record is from RefSeq and is a predicted model, not a curated record. The transcript is spliced from 6 exons. Lineage: Eukaryota; Metazoa; Arthropoda; Arachnida; Araneae; Uloboridae.